AUGACAGCAGAUAAACUAAUAGGUCCAAAGGUUCGAAUUACAUUGAUGAAAUUUCUCCCAAGCGUUUUUAUGGAUGCCAUGAGAGACAACCCUGAAGCUGCUGUCCAUAUUUUUGAAGGAACUCAUGAAAAUCCUGAGUUAAUUUGGAAUGAUAGUUCCAGAGAUAAAGUGUCCACGACAGUUAGAGAAAUGAUGCUCGAGCACUUUAAAAAUCAGCAAGACAACCCUGACGUAAACUGGAAGUUGCCUGAAGAUUUUGCUGUGGUCUUUGGAGAAGCAGAAGGUGAACUUGCUGUUGGAGGAGUUUUCUUGAGAAUCUUCAUUGCACAGCCAGCUUGGGUUCUAAGAAAGCCUAGAGAAUUUCUUACUGCACUGCUGGAAAAGCUAACUGAGCUUCUAGAGAAGAACAGUCCUCAUGGAGAGACUCUGGAAACUUUGACAAUGGCAACAGUAUGUCUUUUCAGUGCACAGCCUCAGCUGGCUGAUCAGGUUCCACCAUUGGGCCAUCUUCCCAAAAUUAUCCAGGCGAUGAAUCAUAGGAACAACGCCAUUCCUAAGAGUGCCAUUUGAGUUAUUCACGCCCUGUCUGAAAAUGAGCUCUGUGUUCGAACCAUGGCAUCUUUGGAGACCAUUGGCCCACUGAUAAAUGGAAUGAAAAAACGACCGGAUACCAUUGGUCUAGCCUGUGAAGCAAUUAAUAGAAUGUUUCAGAAGGAGUAGAGUGAAUUAGUAGCACAAGCCCUGAAGGUAGAUUUGGUCCCAUACCUUUUAAAAUUACUUGAAGGCAUUGGCCUUGAAAAUCUGGACAGCCCAGCAGCCACAAAGGCUCAGAUUGUUAAAGCUCUCAAGGCAAUGACUCGAAGCCUGCAGCAUGGAGAACAGGUGAAUGAAAUCCUGUCUCGUUCUUCAGUCUGGAGUGCCUUCAAAGAUCAGAAACAUGAUUUGUUUAUUUCUGAGUCACAAACAGCAGGAUACCUCACAGGACCUGGAGUUGCUGGCUGCCUUACUGCAGGGACAUCCUCAUCAGACAUGUCCAACUUGCCGCCUCCUGUAGACCAUGAGGCAGGUGACCUUGGCUAUCAGACGAGAAACUUUCAUGAGAGACAAUAAACGCUGAAAGGCCAGUGCCCUGUCCACAUUCCUCCAGCUGAUCCAUUGAAGAAAACUCUUAACUGCCUUUCUCCUGGUUUCAUGACAGUGUUAUUCCUUUUUCUAUAAAUAUAUUUUUAUUUAGGAAAAAAGUCAGUGAUUCUAAUUGUAUCACGUUACAAGAAAGCACUCUGUGGAUCAACCUAAGUGGGUACACAAGAAUUUUUUUUCUUGAUGUAUGUAAGCACAUUUUGUUCCUUUAUAUCUGUUUACAAGACUGUGAAUCAAAAAGACAAAGCUUUCUUCCUAGUUUUUAUAAUGUUUUUUCGAAUUAGUGUGACUGUGGGGUUGAACUACAGUCUACAGAGAUUGGGAAAUCAAAGUCACUCAGCCCCCAGAAGGGCAUUUCCCUCUCCUGCCUCAAGUCUGCCUGGCUGUUCUCCCAUUGUUGAACACUUUUGGGUUUUGUCCUUGCACCUGUUCACUGGUAUCCUCUCCUCAAUCAUUUAACCUCCUGAGAGCUCACAGUACACGUUGAUGUAUAUAACUGGCUUUACCAAAUUGAAUGAAAAAGAAGCUUGUGCAAAAAAAUUUAAAAACAGAUGUCAAGAUGUUAUGUAAGAGAUUAGUGUAAUUGUGAAAUGUUCUAUACAUUAUCAAAUAUAUAAAGCUUUCUAUAUUGAAUGUACAUUAUACAGAUCAUUCAUAUGUGUACAUAAAAUUUUAAAAAUAAAGGGAACUGACUGCUUUGUUAAUGA
Cervus elaphus (red deer) is the source of this 1847-nucleotide messenger RNA. RefSeq names its product dnaJ homolog subfamily C member 13-like. Gene Ontology annotation, biological process: regulation of early endosome to late endosome transport; endosome organization; receptor-mediated endocytosis. The coding region runs from base 1 to 570 and encodes 189 amino acids. NCBI's taxonomy places the organism in Eukaryota, Metazoa, Chordata, Mammalia, Artiodactyla, Cervidae. Gene Ontology annotation, cellular component: endosome membrane. The record is from RefSeq and is a predicted model, not a curated record. The transcript has a single exon.